Molecule: messenger RNA, 1501 nt
Organism: Ctenocephalides felis (cat flea)
Lineage: Eukaryota; Metazoa; Arthropoda; Insecta; Siphonaptera; Pulicidae
Product: cellular tumor antigen p53-like
Exons: 10
Coding region: 167-1297 (376 amino acids)
Biological process (GO): regulation of transcription by RNA polymerase II; apoptotic process
Cellular component (GO): nucleus
Molecular function (GO): RNA polymerase II cis-regulatory region sequence-specific DNA binding; DNA-binding transcription factor activity, RNA polymerase II-specific
Source: RefSeq, a predicted model, not a curated record
UUGUUGCCAAUUUGUUUCAUUAAUGCAUGUCGGCGAAACAAAUGUUUGUGCAAAUUUUUGUUUGUUUAAUGAAUAUUUUAUAAAGUGAUCUUAAAUUAGUUAAAUUUAUUUUUUUAAUUAAUUUUUUGUUUCACUUUAAAAGUUUAAAUUAUACUGCAUCUUAACCAUGAGUGACAAUCUAGGUGACUUGGAAUAUAUACUGCCUCGGAUUACUACUGAUGAUUUACGGGAAUUGAACUUGGAUUUAAAUUCAUGGUCUGAUAGCAAUCAGACUGAACUUCCAUUUCUGGCCAUACCACCUGAUUCAGAUCCAGCACAGCGGGAUAUUAAAACUGAGCCGUCUAGUCAUUCCUCUGCAGAAUAUGAUGGUUUUUCUACCAUGUCGCUACAGAAUAUGAAUUCAGCUGCCAUUCAACAUUCAGUACAAACUGUUCCCAGUAACAAGGAUUUUGCUGGGGAUUACAACUUUGAUCUCAAAGUAGCAUGUAGCAAACUUGGACAACAGAAACCUCAAGUUACUUACUCUCAAAAACUGAAUAAGGCUUUUAUCAACAUGGGACAUACACUGCCAAUAGAUUUUUUCUGGAACCCUAUGAUCCCUGGAUUGUUUGUAAGAGCAACAAUGCUGUAUUCUAGCCCUCAUGAUGCUCCGAAUCUGGUUAUGAGAUGUAAAAAUCAUAAGACUAUGAAAUCAAGUGAUAAUUUAGAUGAUUUCAAUAAUUCUGAUCAUGUUUUGUUGUGCAAGUCAGUGGGAGCUCAGUACUUUGGUUCAGUUGAUUCUAAUACACAUUUGAAUGUGACAGUGCCGUUAGGCAAUGUGCAGACAGGUGAUUCUUCUGUGAGAGUAUUAUAUGAAUUUGCUUGCAAGCAUUCUUGUGUCAGUGGCAUGAAUCGACGCAGUGUUGAGUGCGUUUUUACCUUAGAGAAUUUGGAUGGACAAAUACUUGGUCGAAGGAAAAUUGGCAUCAGAGUAUGUAGUUGCCCAAAACGAGAUAUGAACAAAGAGGAGGAACAUGAUAACAAACCAAGUGGAAAACGAAAAAUUAAGCAAUGUUCUGAUGAAGAACCUCUGCCAAUUGAAAUUGCCAAAAAGAGUAAAGACUCUGGGCCGUUGGACGCAACAUACUAUGAUCUUCCACCUGUCAUGGGUAAAAAGAAUUAUGCAACGACAGUGCAAUUAAUAUUUGGUAUUUUAAGUGGUGCAAUGGUUCGUUCUUCGCCCGAAGAUCAACUAAAACUGCAGCCUUGUGUUGCGGAAUAUGAAAGACUGGUGAAUGAACUUGAAAAAAAAACAUGAACCAAGGAUGAAUGUUUUGGUUUAAACAUGUUCACCAAUUUAUAUUUCUAUGACCCAGUUAUAUUAGUAUGUAUAGUUGUAUUUCGAUAAUUUUAGUUAUAUUACAUAUAAUAAUUAUAUGUAACUGCAAGCAAAUGAAUUUAAAAAUCAUAGUUUUAAUUUACAGGUUUUGUCAUAGAUAUUUUAUAUUAAUUAAUUUGGAAC